CAUAAUCCCAUUAGGCUACAUAAAUAGAAAAGGAUUAAGAAAUGGAUAUUCUGUUAACGUAAUCGUUACCGUUAAAUGACGGUCCAAAAAUUGACGGAAGUGGUACUCCGUUGUACUGGGUAGGUGCGAACUAAGAAUACAGAGAGAAACUAAGCUCAUUUUUCCACUAUAAAAAGGGGGAAAUAGGCAAAGGGUGUGAUCAUCAAACAUAGGGGCUUUGCUCUUUUAUCUUUGUGAUUCAGAUUACGAAACUCCAUUUCUUCUUCUUCUUCUUUAGCGUGUAUUGUAUGGCCGCCAAUUUGCAGAGCCGGGGACUCGUGAGCUUGGGGAAACGAGUUGUGAACCAGAUCAGCUACGCUAGUGCUCGAACUUCUGCUAACUCACCUUCCCUCUCUGGCAGGAGGGGAGUGCAGACAUCGGUGUACGACAAGAACCCAGAGGAUCAUGUGCGGGAUUCGGUAGUGCCGGAUGAAGUGAUAGAGCCACAAUCAGAAAAAUACUGGGGUCCUCACCCACAAACUGGGGUGUUUGGGCCUGCAGCCACGGAUAGUGCUGGUGGGGAACGUGGUUUCCACUCAUCACCUGCCACUGCUGCUGCAGCAUCCGUCUUGGAGGAGAAGGCCUUCUUCCGCCCUCUCGAGGACUUGGACAAGCCACCCCACGCUUAAGUUUUACAUACUUAGCUCCAGUGCAUCUGUCCUCACUGGAAAGCAUAAGUAAUUACUCUAUAACUAUAUAUAGUGUGUAGUAGUGACUUUUAAUAAGUUUCUGUUUUGCUUUGGCUUAUGCGAGUACUUAGCUCCAGUGCAUCUGUCCUCACUGGAAAGCAUAAGUAAUUACUCUAUAACUAUAUAUAGUGUGUAGUAGUGACUUUUAAUAAGUUUCUGUUUUGCUUUGGCUUAUGCGAGUCUGUAUUAUAUCAAGUUUAAAGUGCAGUAUAGACUAUUAGAGUAACGCUGCACUGCUUUUGAAGGUUCCGUUCAUAUGGUACUGCAAUAUGGGUGUCUUUUGUUACAGUUA
Molecule: messenger RNA, 1020 nt
Organism: Nicotiana attenuata
Lineage: Eukaryota; Viridiplantae; Streptophyta; Magnoliopsida; Solanales; Solanaceae
Exons: 2
Coding region: 288-668 (126 amino acids)
Source: RefSeq, a predicted model, not a curated record